This is a messenger RNA of Anoplophora glabripennis (Asian longhorned beetle), 1127 nucleotides long. RefSeq lists its product as uncharacterized. Bases 94 to 1008 code for a protein of 304 amino acids. NCBI's taxonomy places the organism in Eukaryota, Metazoa, Arthropoda, Insecta, Coleoptera, Cerambycidae. The transcript has 2 exons. The record is from RefSeq and is a predicted model, not a curated record.
AUUCAUUAAAUUAACGAAUAAGGCCGUGACAAAUUUAGUACGACUUGCAGUUAGAUAUAGGAUGUCUUGGUGUUUGUGUAAUUCUGGAUUGAGAUGGAGCCUGAAUCACCCUGGAAUGACGAUCCACACCUACACCCAAACUCCACCAGUACCAGUCCAUUGGAAUACCUCUCAACCGUAACAGACUACUUUAGCAUCCCGCUAUGCGUUGCCGCCAUAGUGGCAGACUUAUUUUUAACGGUUGUCAUAUUAAAAUACAAGCGACUCAAGAAGAGAACCAAUCUGUACUUGGUAAAUUUCAAUAUCAGCCACAUCCUUUACAUAAUAUCAACCCCUCUGCUGUACUAUAUGGUAUCGGAAACAUUCUACGAAGGACAAAUGGACAUUCAUUGGUACUGUGUUUGGAUACGCGUCGAGAACUUCGCUAUGGGGUUAGCUUUCAGCUUUAUCGCGGGGUACGGCAUGGACUCGUUCCUGGAAAAAGCUAAACCAAGUUGGUUCUCGAGGUACAAGGAGAGGUAUCUUUACGUCUUUUCGUUUUUCUACUUCGGGCAUUUCCUUGUCUACUUGAUAGCGGCCAGUAUUUGUCUCAAGAGGGGAUUCAACAAUAACUUUAAUUUCCACUUCUUGUCGGGUUAUUUUUUCCUUGCUCUGAUAAGCAUUUUAUACGUAACUUACGAGGAACAAAAGUUGGAGAAGAACUUAAGGUUGUCAACGCCGCAUAAGGCUUACUCCUUAACUGUAUCUGUUAUUAUAUUACUGAUGUGGAUGCCCUUAAUAAUUUUUUAUAAUAUGGUUAUUAUAUUUGCUAAUUUUGAGAAUGUAGAGCGAGUUCUUUGGUAUACACUAUUCCUGCCUGAAUAUUUGGCUUACUGUUGUCCGAUGGUUAUCAUAUACGAACUCUGGAAAUCCAGUAAACAGUUUAGAAACGCUUUUCGCAAGGUUCUUAGGAUGGCGGUGUUGGACUCUGAUUUCGAUGAAUUAAAUGUUCACAGUGACGAUCAAUGAACCCUUGUAAUCGAUAUCACAAGAGAAAUUUGUUGAAAUGUUGGUGAAUAAUAAUGCAUCCUUAAGAAAUAUUUAAUUAAUUUUGUACAUUUUCAAAUAAAUAAAGUAUAGUCCAGUUA